Molecule: messenger RNA, 279 nt
Organism: Spirodela intermedia
Lineage: Eukaryota; Viridiplantae; Streptophyta; Magnoliopsida; Alismatales; Araceae
Source: the annotation of a GenBank genome assembly
AUGGAAGAACAACGAAAGUCUCCUCGAGCCCUUGCUACGCUCUUCCUCCUGCUACUUCUCCUGGAGAGCUCGUCUUCUUCAGCGGCGGCGCGGGGUGUGGUUGGGCUCCGGCUGGUCGAAACGCCGGCGAGGGGAAACUCUGCGAGCUUCUCGCCGGCGGAAUUUGCAGAGAACAUGAAGACGGAGACGGGGAGCCUUCUUCCUCCGAGGAGGCUCCUCCCGAGGUGGCGUCCACCGUUGUCGGGGCCGAGCAAGGGAGGAAACGAAGUUAGGAACUGA